Molecule: messenger RNA, 2801 nt
Organism: Doryrhamphus excisus (bluestripe pipefish)
Lineage: Eukaryota; Metazoa; Chordata; Actinopteri; Syngnathiformes; Syngnathidae
Gene: fam120b
Product: family with sequence similarity 120 member B
Cellular component (GO): nucleus
Source: RefSeq, a predicted model, not a curated record
GUCACGCGUAUAAUCCAGGAAGUAAGAACGCGUCGGUACAACCAAGACAAGCUGCGUUAUUGUGCCUAACGGACUUAAAAAUGGGAGUAAAAGGUCUUCAGUAUUUUAUGGAGCACUGCUGUCCAGAAUCUUGUGUGACUGUCAACCUGAGAGACAUGGCCAGACGACAUCUUUCUUCUGACAACACGACCAGCCCCACACUCGUUGUGGAUGGAAUGGCCUGCCUACGCCACUGGUACACUUGUAAAGACUGGGUGUGUGGGGGUCAGUGGAAGGAGUACAUGAGCAUCCUGAGUCGCUGGAUAGAGAGGUUUACUUCUGCAGGAAUCAAACUUGUUUUCUUCUUUGAUGGUGUGGUUGAAGAGAAGAAGAGAGCUGAAUGGGUGAAGCGGAGACGGCGAGUGAACGGGGAGGUGUCUGAGGUAUUUCGUUACAUUAAGUUACACGGAGAACAACCGGGAAAACAUCUCUUCUGUCUGCCUUCUGGCUUGGCAACGUUCACGCGCUUUGCCCUCAGGUCAUUAGAUCAGAAAGUGUUUUGCUCAGUGCAGGAGGCUGACUAUGAAAUUGCCUGUUAUGCUCGUCGGCAUGGCUGCAUGGGCAUUUUGGGACAAGACUCAGACUUCAUCAUCUAUGACAGUUCUCCUUACUUGUCGGUGGCGAAACUGCACUUAGACCACCUCACCACAGUCCUAUACGACCAACAGAGACUUUGCCGAGCCAUUGGAUUGUAUGUUAGCCAGUUACCACUGCUGGCCUGUCUCCUGGGUAACGAUGUGGUACCAAAGGAACGGAUGCACACUAUCAGGAACAAUGCUAUGUCUGUAUACAGAAAAAAAAAUGUUGGAGCACCCCAGGAGCUGAUGGUGUUUGCUCUAUCUGAGUUCAUCAGCUCUUUGUGGGGCAGAGAGGAGAAAGACACUGGGCUUAUCCCUCAGUCCCUGAACCUGCCUGCUGCAGACAGAUUCCUCCUGGAAAAAGGGAUUCGCUCCUAUUUGCUUCCUGGGCAGGACACUCUUCAGCAGGAUGACACACCUCCUCCCACCUCUGGCCUUGGCUUUGAGAAAUACGUCAGUCCAGAAAUAUUAAAGGCUUGUAGGGAACAACAUGUGUCUGCCGAGGGUUUCAUGGUUUACAAUGUUGUGUGUGAGGGACUGCUUGAAUGUAGUAACAGUCUGGAGGAUGAGGAAGAGGAUGAACUGCCACCUCAGGCUGUCAUCUAUAAGCCCUGCAGACAACACACUUAUGGUCUGCUGCUGCUUAACGGAGAUGAUGACAAUGGAGCUGAGGAACCUCCAGCUAUCAGAGAAUGGUUUGUCUAUCCAGGCAACCCACUGAAGGAACCCCACAUGGUCCAGCCUGUCCCCGUGAACUUCCCAUGUGAACCCCCGAGUCUACAUGUUUUGUGGUUUGGUUCUGGACCUGACGUUUCCACUCUUCGCCUGACAAGCUUCUUUUCGAUAUUCGACUGUCAGGAGUUUACCGAGUGGUAUGGAGUUGUUGAAGACUCUCUCCUUGCUGCUCUUUGUCUGGUUACCCACAUUGCCCUCCAGGUACCGUCUUUAUGUUCAGAGGAUGUGAAUGCGUACCUGAGUCAGGCUGUGUGUCUGAGCCUCAAAUCUCCACAGGAGCUUCAGCAGAUCAAGCUGCCCUUCCUCUGUACUCGAGCGGUCCAACUGGGCUCUCUCUACGUCCGAGGACUGAGCCACCUGCUGGGGGCUAACUGUGCCAGUGGUUGCCCGCUGCCCAGCGCUGCUUUCAUGCCUUGGCACAGCUUUGAUGGACGGCUCUUUCACUCCAAAUACCUGCUGGCACAUAGCGCCACGGAGGAAAAUGUGCUGCUGGACAAUCAUCAGCCCAGUUUGUCCUUGUUUAUCCAACUGAGGAAGAAGCUCCUAGAAGUUUGCAAGACGAGAAACAGAGUCUUGCAGUCCCGACCCAGACCCAACCGGCUUGAUCAAAGUCAUAGAACACAAUACAGAGAUGGACACAGAGCUCGUAUUUCAGGUGUUGAUGACAACUGGCGAGCGCGAGCAGCGGCGACAGCAGGAGGAUGGCGUGAGAGGGGACAAUCAAGUGGUGGAAACGGCAGAGAAGCAGCGCAGCAGAGGCAAGGACACAGAAGAGGAGAAAGAGGUCUAUAUUUCCACUCUCACUCUCGUCCACCCGCCAUCGAUGUUAAGAUGACCUCUCAGCCAGAUCAGACUCACAGCCGACGGCAUCCCAGCAGAGGGAGAUACCAGCUGGCUCCCAGAUGGGGUCAGCCUCCCGGUCAUGGAGCACAAGCCCACCCCAACAGAGAGAGCAGAGGAGCAGAGGAUUAGAGUGCAGGACUUGAGGAGUUAAGAGGGUAGGAAAGAAUUGAUAAAAGGACUGAUGGAAUCAAGUUUCUCUGAACAAACUGAUUAGCGAAUUAGCAGUCGAGAAUGUUUGUCGAAAGGAUGUGGUAAGUGAAAAUAAGGGGAUUGAGAAGAGAUUAAGAAUGUGGAAACCAACCAACAUUGGUUAAUUUGAAGUUUUUUUUUCUUUAGAAAAAGUCUUGUGUGGUAUCUCAAGUUAGUCAGCAGACUGCUGACAGAAAAUAGACCAAUAAGUACCAACAAACAUAAACAAGGCACUUCAAACGCACACUUAGAAGAUGAUAAACAAUCUCCUAGCCUGUUUCUUAAUUCCUUAGUUCAGAGUAAAAAGAAAACAUCAUAGAAGAUGUGCUUUUAUUACCACAAUUCCUCCAAUAUUCUGUUUCUCCUGUACACACAUCUCACUACUAUGCUGUUGAUGUAUACACUUAUCUCAACCAA